AGUUUCAGUUCAGUUUUGAAUUACUAGUUUGCUCAUCCUGGUGAUUACCGAGUAUCUUGAAUUCUUGAGUAUCUCACUCAAUCACAUGCUCAUCUCCUUCCAUCAAUACGUCCUGCUGAGUACACGGAGAUUACUUUAGCUGUUUCUUGCCAUUAUAUUUUCUUUUCUUCCAAAAAUGGCCUCAGUUGAUGAUGAUAUGAUCGUAGACCAAACUUGGUCAGACAGAUUACUUGCAAAAGGACGAAAAUCGCCAUUUCUUGUGGCAAGUGUAAUAACUUUGGCAGGCAUUUGUGGCUACGGUGCUUAUUCUUACAAAACCAGGAAGAUAUCUACGCAAAUGUAUCUAUUACAACUUCGAGUUAUUGCACAAGGAUCUGCGGUAGCUUGUUUGACGGGAGGCAUGCUGUAUCACAUGGUACGGAAAUUUUACCUACAUGAAAAAGAUGAACCUUGAUGCUACACAUUACAUUCAUAGUUUGUGUUGCUUUAGAACAAAUGAUAUAUGUUGUACAAAUAUAGGAUAAAAUACAGUAAUCUAACAUGUGAAUGAUAAAACAUGUAAUAUGUAUAAUUUAUCACAAGUUAUUUUAUAAUUUCAAAAUUACUAGGUUGUAUUCAAAAUUUGCUUUCUAGUAAUAAACAAUGCCAAAGUAUAUUAGUUAAUGCUCCUUCCAUGCAGGGUAUUUUUAUUGUAAUGCCGAUAUAUUUUUGUUAUGCAUAAAUAUUUUUGUAAUGUACAAAUAUACAUUAUAAUAUAAUUUUUAUAAUGUAUAAAGAUUCAAUAGAAACAAUAUAAUCAGUACUAAAGAUUAUUUAUUAAAAAAAAUAAAAACUGAAAAUUUAUUUGUUGAAGAUGCUAAUCUUCAUUUGAUAAGUAAUUUGUGUUGUAUAGUUCCACGUGUGUAUAUUAAAUUAUGUAUAAUAAAAUUAAUUAAAAAAAUC
Messenger RNA from Ooceraea biroi (clonal raider ant), 942 nucleotides. RefSeq lists its product as uncharacterized. Gene Ontology annotation, cellular component: mitochondrion. Lineage: Eukaryota; Metazoa; Arthropoda; Insecta; Hymenoptera; Formicidae. Gene Ontology annotation, biological process: mitochondrial respirasome assembly. The record is from RefSeq and is a predicted model, not a curated record.